Punctularia strigosozonata HHB-11173 SS5 is the source of this 1269-nucleotide messenger RNA. RefSeq lists its product as uncharacterized. The record is from RefSeq and is a predicted model, not a curated record. The coding region runs from base 108 to 1190 and encodes 360 amino acids. Lineage: Eukaryota; Fungi; Basidiomycota; Agaricomycetes; Corticiales; Punctulariaceae. The transcript is spliced from 5 exons.
UUCAGUCCGCGGCGCUCGCAAACAGGAACUCAACCCCUUUACCGCUUGCCCAGUGUCCUUUGCAGCACAGCUAGCCUGUUUCUUCCAGCAUAUAGCCGUCAGCCACCAUGGUUCGCCUCGCCAGCAUUGCCUUCCUUGCCUCUGGCAUUUCCUUCGUCGCGGCUGCGCCGAUCAUGCACCUGAGACCUCGCGCAUUCCAGCUCCUCGAUUACGCGGAUUUUCAAAUAUCUGAUGGCGUGGCGGGCAAUGCACAAGCGGAAGCCGCUGCGGUCUUCCUCGACCCCUUUGCCAACGUCGACCUUGCCACCGUGGAUGCCGACACGCUCGACGCCGUCCAGACCAUGCGCGAAGCCGCUGAGUCUGCGGAGACCGACCAGUUCAACCCCGCGAUCGAUGCCGCCACCGGCGCAGACGCGGAUGCGCUCCAGGUCGGAAAGAUCAAGAACAAGGUCCUGAAGCUCACCGGCGAAGUCCAGGCGAUCAACAUCAAGAUCGCGCAGGCGAAGGCGAAGGGCUCCGACACAUCCGACCUCGAGAGCAGCCUCGCGGAGGAGCAGAAGAAGCUUGACACGAACAUCGCCACCGACAAGGCCUCUGCGGGGGCGGCGUCCAAGGGCGUCACCGGCGGGCUGUCUACUGCCGCUGCGACUUCGGCCGCUGUAUCCUCCAACGUUGCGGCGUCGACUUCGGCCGCUGCCUCGUCCACUUCCGCUGCCCCGGCAAGCUCUGCUACCGCUGCGUCCGCCGCCGCCGGAUCCUUCCAGCUUCUCGACUAUGCAGACUUCCAAAUCUCCGAUGGCACGGCCGGCAACGCGCAGGCUCAGGCGAACGCCGUCUUCGUUGACCCAUUCAAGAACGUUGACCUCGCUACCGUCGACGACUCUGUAGCGGACGAUAUUGAGACCAUGCGCCAAGCCGCUGAAGCUGCCGAGACGGACCAGUUCAACCCCGCCAUCGAUGCUGCGAGCGGUGACGAAGCCACGGCUCUCCAGAACGGCAAGAUCAAGAACAAAGUCCUGAAGCUCACCGCCGAGGUUCAGGGCCUGAACAUCAAGCUCGCUAAGGCCCAGGCCGCUGGGGACGAUACGUCCGACAUCGAGUCUAAGAUCACCGAGGAGCAGACGAAGCUCACCACAAACAUCAAAACGGAUGUUGCUGCGGCUGGUCAGGCAUCCAAGGGUGUCGCAUGAACUGGUCGUUCUGCUUGUCUGCCGUCCAGGCUUUGACUGCAUCACUGUACAUUAGCUCAUGCUGCAAACCUGUUUUGAA